Molecule: messenger RNA, 6873 nt
Organism: Falco peregrinus (peregrine falcon)
Lineage: Eukaryota; Metazoa; Chordata; Aves; Falconiformes; Falconidae
Product: BCL6 corepressor like 1
Biological process (GO): negative regulation of transcription by RNA polymerase II
Cellular component (GO): nucleus
Molecular function (GO): transcription corepressor activity; protein binding
Source: RefSeq, a predicted model, not a curated record
CCCCCGGCCCUGCCGUGACGGCUCAGCCGGGCCCGGUGCGCCGGGCGCUGCCUUGGCGCGGGUGCCGGUAGCCCCGGUGCGGGCAGGGAGCGGCGCCUGCGGAGCCCCCGCGGCAGGGGGGGGUCGGCCGGGCACGGGGGGAGACUGCUCCGGGGGGGAUUAGAGAGAACGGGCCCCUCACGGGAGCGCACAUGCUGCAGGAGGCUUUUUUCGGGUAAAAUGCAGCUGCCGCUGUCAGGGUGGCUGCCAGGCAGGGCAUCGACGGUUCAAGGGUUUUGCUGUUCUGGGCUUUUUCAGACGAGCUCGUUCGGUGGUGGAACUUGACAGUCAGUGAAUAACCCACAUGGGGCAGAGGAGUUGUCCCAGGUUCGGCAGCUGCAGAAUGAGCCCUCUGAUCCUGCUGGAAACGCUGAGCAGAAGCCUGAGGAGGGGAGAUGAAAUAGCAGAGUUUCAGGGAGUUGCCUCCCCUUCAGGAGGAAGGGAAGAAAAACAACUUGCCAGAUGAAGUGCUGAUCCAUUUCACCUGUGCAAACAGGAAAGGAGUGAAGAAACAAUGAGAAUGUACGUGAGAUGCAAAGACACAGGAUUUCUGGCAAUGUGCUGCUGCCAGAGUACAGUAAUCGACUCAAAAACAGAAGAAGUUUUUCCUCAGCUUGUGUCUUGGAUGGAUUGUUUUGAAUCAGUAAGAAGGAGUUCUACUGAGCUACCUGAGAAUCUGCAGAGCAGAUUUUGAAGAUGAUACUGCCUUGCAGGAGUAUGACCCAAGCACAAAAUACUGUGACGUGAUCCAUGGGAGCUCUGUUACUUGGCCAAAGCAUGUGUCAGCAGGAGCAGUGCCAGGACAGCUUGGAUGAGGGGACUGCUGGAGGAGACACCGAUGUGACUUCUCCUGUCACUGCCAGCUGUCCUGAGAGAAGUCCUGAGGCUGGUAAAGCAUAAAACUGAAUAGCCUGUGGCUGGAUUUCUGCGGCCAGUGCAGAGUGGCCCCGUGAGCCCCAGCAAGUCCCGGUUGGUGAUGAGCAGCUGUCAUGAUCUCUACAGCACCUCUUUACAGUGGGGUGCACAACUGGAGCAGCACAGACCGGAUUCGCAUGUGUGGCCUCAACGAGGAGAGGAGAGCCCCCCUUUCUGAUGAGGAGUCUAAAACGAGCAGCUCCCAGCACUUGGGGUCUCAAGAGUUUUGCGUCAGCAGCAGCCUUUCCAAGGUGGAGCUCACAGCAGUCAGCAGUGGUGGCAGCAGUGCCCAGGGGCUGGAUGCUGAUGGCAACACGGUGGAGGAAAAGCUGGGGCCCAAACUGGAAGAGCAGCCACCUGAUCCCAACCCAAACCCUGAGCGUGUGGGAAAGACUGUGAAAGAUGAUGCCCUGGGCCCUCUGUUGAGCCAGGGGGAUGGCAGAGGGCAGGAGCCUCCAGUCCCCAGAGCUGCUGAGCAGGAGAGCGGUGGUGCUGAUGCUGCCUGGACACUUGCAGAGCCUCACAGUGACAAGCAGGCUGAUGCUCCUCCAGCCUGCUCCGUGGCUCCAGAGAGCGAGCCUGCUGGGAAGGAGAAAACCACCCCAAGCACUGGAGCACAGGGGCCAGGCACGCUGGCAGAAGGGACGUUGUCUGUGGUUGUCUCCAGCUGCAACACCUCUGCCUCCACUCCUGCUACUUUUACUUUGAACAGAGUGUGCUUUCCCACAUCUCAGGCCCCUGCUAUGCAAAAACUACCCCUGACCUUUCAGGCUGGGGCAGUUCUGAGCCCGAGCCAGUCACUGGUGUACAUCCCACCACCCAGCUGCGGGCAGCCACUCAGUGUGGCUACGCUGCCAGCCACCUUGGGGGUCUCCUCCACCCUCACCCUCCCUGUCCUGCCUUCCUACAUACACGAGCGUUGCCUGCCAGGCAUUAUCGCUUCCCCAGAGUUGCGCUCCUACCCCUACCCCUUCUCUGUCACCAGACCCUUGGCUUCAGACGCCAAAGUGGUGUCUGUGGAGGUGAAUCAGUUUAGCUGCCCCUCGCCCUCAGGUGGAAGCAGUGCCCAGGCUGCUGCUGAGGGCGCUCCCUCAUGCACCGCUGGCCCUUCCCUCUCAUCCAGCCAGGCUGCGCUGGCAGCAUCGUGCGGGAGUGCUGCUCCGUCUUCCGGCACUGGUGCGCACGCCAGAGCCCCGGCAGCUCCCGAGCCGCAAGUACCGGGGGCUGCCACUUCACUCUCUCCUCUGAAGUCCCCUCCACAGCUCGAGCGUGAGAUGGUCUCCUCUCCAGAGUGCAGCGAGAUGCCUCUCGAUCUCUCCUCCAAGUCCAAUCGUCAGAAACUGCCUCCACCCAGUCAACGCAAAACACCUCCUAUGCCCAUCCUCACACCCGUGCACACCAGUGGCAAAGCUCUCCUCACCACAGUCCUGUCCAGGUCCCAGCGUGCAGCCCAGACUACGGGCAGCAGUGUCACCUUGUGUCUUGGCACCACCCCUCCCUUAGUCAUCUUCCCUGAAUUCCUGCGCAAUGGCGAGCAGGGUUCCUGGGUGAAGAACACCACGCUCAUCAGCACCAUUCCAGGCACCUAUGUCGGCGUCGCCAACCCGGUGCCUGCCUCGCUGCUGCUCAGCAAGGACCCUGGCAUGAGCUUCAGCAGAGAUCCACGCCACCUUCCCAAGCAGGAGCCUAUUUCCAUCAUUGACCAGGGAGAGCCUCGCAGUGCUGGGGUUCCCUGUGGGAAGAAGUCCAACCAGGUCAGCACAGAAGGACAGCAGGAUCCCGCCAGGAGACUUCAUGGUAGAGUUGCUCCAGGAGCUCCUUUGUGUCAGUCCAAGGACAUGUCCACCUGGAAUCCUGGCCAGGGAAGUGUGUACCCACGAUGCCCUGUGAAUGGAAAACCUUCCAAUCCUCAGCUUCUGCCUCUUGGCUGGUCUCCUUAUCAUCAACCCCCCCUGCUUUCAAUCGGCAUCUCUACAGCAGGGCAGCUGCCCCCAAACCAGAACAGCUCCUGUAAGCCAGCUGGUGCAGGUGAGCUCCCAACAUUCCCGAGCGUGCAGCCCACAGAGUCCAGCACAGCUGCCCAGAGCCUGCCAGAGGGGCUGCCCAGGCUCCCACCCGAGGAACGGGAAGCUGUAGCCAAGAGCAAGAGCUGCCGGGCCUUGCCCAAGCUCUAUGAGGAGCCAGCCAAUCCAGUCCCACUGGUUGCUGGUCCAUCUCUUCAGACCAGUGCUGUGGAUGUGAAAGGGGGGAAGGGGAAGCUGGACAUUCCACAGAAGAGUCAAGAGUGUGAUCGGCCAGAGGCUGACUCCAGUAAGGAGGGUAAUGUACAGACUGAGGCUCCUCAGGGGAGCUGUAGCCGCAAACAGUUGGACGCAAAGCCUAAAACCCAAGUGUUAGCAGCAUAUUUGUCGCAUGAUCUGCCUGCAGCUGGGCAGCAGAGCCUGCGAAUGAUUUCAGAGGUGCCCACAGAGAGUCAGCGCAAGGAGCUAGGCUGCGAAGGCUCCCAGGAGCCACCAGCAGUAGAGCCCCUCCAGUGUGUGCGUCAGGUGAAUCUGUGCAGGGUCAGGAAGGAGCGAGUGGAUUGUGACAUGUCAUUUACCUCUGGGACUUGUCUACGAGCUGGGACUGCUCCCCAGGCCUUUGGUGAGGUCAAACUCAAAGGAGCAGGCCAAAUCAAGCAAGAGGGCAGCGUGCACUGCAAGUCCAAGCGGCAGCAUGGUGGGGACGCCAGGCAGGCCCACAAGAGACUGAAGUGUCAAACCCAGGAUGGUGAGGAGCCCCCAGGCAAAUCGGGGAGCCGGAGUGCGCAUGGCCAGAAGUGGCGAAAACACCAUGACGAUCUGCAUGACCUUGGCAAGCGAGAAGGCCGAAGCAGCCUGGGAUCAGGGCAAGAUCACAGCAGUCUCAGGGUAAAGCGUAAGCGCAGGAGGCCAGCAAAGACGGAGUUCCCAUCGCCAGCACACCGUGGGGACAGCCACGAGGAAGGUUACCUUGAGAAGAAGCCCAAGAACAACUUUGGGGAUUUCAUUCCGGUGGUGCUGAGCAGUCGGACAUGCAGUCAGUCGGGAAGCAUCACUGGCUCUUCGGCUGGUGUGACAGGAGAGUGUGAUGUGAGCGGUCAGGAGAUUUUACCAUUGUUGGAGGAGGAUCAGGAAGAAGAGGAGGAGGAAGGGGAGGAGGAGACAUCCUUGAAACGUCGCAGGCUGUGAAAAUCCCACAGGACAUCACGCUAUCACAGUCGCAGGGCCAGGGACAGGUCUCUGUCUGAGAGGAGCAGCUGUUACACAAGGAGGAAUCGGGAGCUGCCCUGGAGAGUGGCAUCACCCAGGCAGCUGUGGGAGCCCAACGAGGAGGAGGAAGAUGACAGCCACAUCAAAAGGAAGAAAAGGAGACGACAGAAAAGUCGGAAAUACCAGAUGGGGGAAUAUUUGACCGAGAGAGAGGAGGCGAAAAUCCAAAGCAGUGUCCCUAACAGACGUAAAAAGCUUCUCAUUCCCGUUUCUCCUUUAGACUUUAGGUACCGGAAGCAGAAGGAGUCUGCGAAGGGUAAAGGCACAGAGCUACGAUUGAGGAGCAGGCCCCAAAAAUCUCAAGGACGCCCAGACUUUCGGAAUGGCUUCUUCCUGGAGCCCUCCAACAGUUCUCCUGUCCAAGAAGAGCUGGAGAAACCAUCAGGAAAACGCAAAUGUAAAACCAAACACCUGGCAGGGAUCUGUGAUGAGGGGAAGGGGAAGGGCUGCUGGAACCAGCCCAAAAUGCGCUCUCUGAAGAAGCCCCAAGACUUGUGGACGCUUUGUAAGUCCCGUCGGGUCUCAGGGAGUUCCGCUGAAUUGCCCAUGGCCCAGAACGUUCCUCCUGGAGCUCGGCGGCUGAUUGUGAACAAAAAUGCAGGGGAGACCCUUCUGCAGCGAGCAGCUCGAUUGGGCUAUAAGGACGUAGUGCUGUAUUGCCUGCAGAAAAAGAGCAGUGAUGUGAACCAUCGUGACAAUGCUGGCCACACAGCUCUGCAUGAAGCCUGUGCGCGAGGCUGGAUCGACAUCGUCCACAUUCUGCUAGAGCAUGGUGCCAACGUGAACUGCAGUGCACAGGAUGGCACAAAGCCUGUCCAUGAUGCAGUAGCAAAUGACAACCUGGAAACCAUGUGGCUUCUACUCUCCUAUGGUGCUGAUCCCACUCUGGCCACUUACUCUGGGCAGACAGCUGUGAAGCUUGCCACCAGUGAAGUGAUGAAGCGCUUCCUCUGUGAUUACCUUUUGGAUCUCCAGGGGCGCACUGAUGGGGAUCCUCGAACAGCGUGGGACUUCUACAGCAGCUCUGUACUAGAGGGGAAAGAUAGCAUUGGAUGUGAUCUUCUGCUCAACCCUCCAGGAAGUUCAGACCAGGAGGAAGAGGAGCAAGAAGCAGACAACUUCAUGUUUGAGUUCUCAGACAAGCCACUGCUUCCCAGCUAUAACCUCCAAGUGUCAGUGUCUCGGGGGCCCUGCAACUGGUUCCUCUUCUCCGAUGUGCUCAAGCGGCUGAAGCUGUCCUCCCGCAUAUUCCAGGCCCGCUUCCCACACUUUGAGAUCGCCACACUGCCCAAGGCGGAGUUCCAGCGUCAGGUCUCUCUCAGCCAGGUGCUGGCACAGGAGGAGGUACAGGAGAGUCCCGAGCUGGCACAGGGUGCUGCAGAGACAGUGGAGCUGGUGCACUAGGACAAGCUGUUGGGGAGACUCUGCUGCUCCUCCCAGCGCACAGACACCUGCUUCUGCACUGGUGCUGGUAGUGGAAGCUCUGCAGCUCAGCCCAGCUGUGCCCAAACCCCACUGCUGGUGGCCAGUGAGCUGUGUCCAGCUUUAGUGCCUGGCAACCCUGGCUGUGGGGCAGCCAUUUUCUGUCUGGCUUCACCCUUGGGAGCAGAGUGUGCAUAAUAUUUGUUAUUUGUUUCUUUUGGAAAGACCCAUUUUACACCUGCUUCCCUACUCCCCAGCCCAGGUGCACUCCAAGGCACAGGGAUGGCUUAGCCUCUGUACGUGCCCAGGAUGUACCUGUAUCCUGAAACUGCUCCUGAAAAGAUGCAGAGAGGCUUUAAAGAAGGGAACAGGGAAUGAGAUGGGAAGCUGGAGUGCAAGAAAUAAGCCGUGGAUUUAUAACUAGGUCCAUGUGGGUACUGGUGCCGAUCAAAGCCACUUCAGAAGACUGGAAGUCCAAAGGUCACAACAGGAGGCUAAAGGAAAAGGCAAAGGCAAAACUGAGUAGAAAAUGGCCCAACUGUGUUGGCUGGUGAGAGCAGAAAGCCCCAAACCAAAACUAGAUAUCCAGGUCAGCAGCAGACAUUUAGCAAUGGGAAGUAACACGGCUGAGCAACUCAGUUGUUACCUACCCCUGCCUUGACCAUAGCAGUGCGCAGGAUGCCAGCUCAGCUUUUUGAUAUACUGCAGGCAAAGUGGUGCUGAUACGAGGAGCCCGAGAGCCACACAGCAGAGCCAGCAAGAUUUCUGAGAGCCUCGCAGCACAGCACCAGGCUGGUACCUGAAUGUACUCCAGCCUGACGAAAAGAGCUGCUGGUCCAGGGAUACAAAACCUGUUUUGAUCCCUGCAAGCAAAGCAUUGCCUGGGUAUGACUUUCAGAAUGAGAGGCACAAGGCCUGUGAUUGCUUCUGGCAGGUCAUUCACAUGGCUGUAGAAGAAGAGACCAAGGGCAGCAGGAGUGCCCUGGCAGUGGGAGUAGAAGGAAAGUCUUGAUCACGCACCACUUUGGGGGGGGGACGGACUUGACCACAGAUGGGGUGCAGCACUGCACUUGCUGCUAAUGACAGCAUCAUGCUGCUUUCUGAAUCCCUCAAAAGGCACCGGUUUGUCUCCUGUGCAGCUGUGGUGUUGGCUGUGGGGCUGCAUGGGGCACGCCUGCAGCUCUGCAUCCUGCCGGCUGCAUCCCAC